Messenger RNA from Drosophila ananassae, 4501 nucleotides. RefSeq lists its product as uncharacterized. Gene Ontology annotation, cellular component: plasma membrane. The record is from RefSeq and is a predicted model, not a curated record. Gene Ontology annotation, molecular function: protein binding. The coding region runs from base 388 to 4281 and encodes 1297 amino acids. The transcript has 20 exons. NCBI's taxonomy places the organism in Eukaryota, Metazoa, Arthropoda, Insecta, Diptera, Drosophilidae.
GAUGGUUUUUAGCCUUUCGGCUCGGAAGCUCAGUUCAGUUUGGGCAGCGAGCGCAGUGCGACGUGGAAAAUUGCGGGCUGCCUUUGAGGAGCGGAUGAUGCCACGCAAAGAAACCACGCGACCGUGGAAAGCCAGAGAAAGUGUUCACUAGAAAACAAAGAAAUCUGUAUUAUUUCCCGCGAAAAUUUUGGCCAGAAAAUCGAAGAAGUGAAGAGUGAGCGGCAUUCGAAGCGCGAAAGUAAACUUCAAAUUAAACUGUGAAUUAUAUUACUAUUAAGUUCAUCCAAUCCCAUUGUGGUGCUAGCCAAUAUGCGCUCCUAGGCGUAUACGUGAUAAAAUUAAACCAAAGCCAAUCAUUCAAGGCAGGCAGUUGUUGCACCAAAUAAAAUGAGCACAACAGUAACAGUAAUGACAUUGAAAUGGCGACAGAAAUACAAAAGCAGAAAAAGGCCAAAGAAACUGAAACAACGAAUACUUGCAACAAACACUGCCCCAGCAACAGCAACAGUAACAGUAACACCAACUGCAACAACAAAAGCAACAUUAAACAGCAGACUGAGAGAAACGAGGAGCAAUCAGAAGAAGAAGCAACAACACACAAAAUGGCUGCCAAAUGAGCGACAACGAAGUGUCGCAAAAAUGUUGCAAGUUCUGCAAAAGGCACAUCCAACACAAUGUCACGCAAUUAAAGCAACAGGAAGAGCAGCAACAUCCACAAUGACUUCCAGCUGGUUGCAACACCAGCAGCAACAGAAAAAGCAACUGCAACAGAUACAUCAGCGGCGACAUCCACUUCCGGCGCUGGCGCUGGCGUCGGCCUCGACGCCGACCCUUACGCUGCUGCUCUGCCUGGGCCUCAGCUUGGGCCUGGCCGCCACGGCAGCGGCAGCAGCUGGCUCGGGGGCAGGUACCGGAUCCGGAGCCGGAGCCGGAUCCGGGGCAACAGCUGGCUCCCCCUCCUCCCCAUCGUCCGGCCUUGGCAAACCUGCCAAUUUGCAAAUGGGUCCCAACUCCGCUCCGGCCGGCUGCUCCCUCGCCGAGUUCAGCUGCUCCAAUGGGCGGUGUGUACCGCUCAGCAAGUACUGCAACAACGCCAACGACUGCGGCGACGGCAGCGAUGAGCCGCGAUUUUGCACACGUUGUAAUCGCACCUACUACGGGGACAUCGGACAGACCUACGCCUUGGAGCUGCAUCGUCCCAAGCAGGACCGGGUGCCCUUUGUGUGUGUGCUCACGUUUACGGCGGCAGGAGGCCAGCACGGAGAUGUGGUGCAGGUCACUCUGGACAGCUUCACGAUUGGCAGGUUCACCUCGUACGUGCACGAGGGCUGUCCGGACGGAUACAUGCAGAUAGCGGAGUCGGCCCGGACCCCCAUCGGCGGCAUGUGGUGCGGCACAUCCUGGGGCCCCGUGCUCUUCUACAGCGAGACCCGCUCCCUCAUCUUCACCAUCAGGCUGAACAGACUGGCCAGGGACCAGAGCGGCUACAACUUUGACUUUCGCAUCAGAUACAAGGUCCUGUCCAGGGACAGUUCGGUGACCCGAUACGGUGGCAUUAAGCUGGCAGAGCUCGCCCAGUGGCACAAUCGCAGCAGCUUCCUCAGCCAGCAGCAGCAACAGCAGCAGGCCGGGGGCAUCCUAGAGGACUUCACCAACUCUAGUGGCGCUCGCUCGGAUCGGUACGGACAGGACUUUAGUCUGUUUAGUGCGUAUGCCAACAACAAGACCUUCAUGGACUCGCUGGAGAAGUCGCUGGCGAAGGACGAGCAAAACUACACUGAGCCCAAAUACUAUCUAGGUGACCUUAUUCCGGGGACCUACUGCUCCAGGAUCUUCAGCGACUGCGACAAGAAGGCCUGUCGCCUGCAGUCGCCCAACUUCCCCGGCAUCUAUCCCCGCAACCUCACCUGCUACUACGCAGUGCGACAGCACGACGUGCCCCACGGAAAGCACGCCCUGAUUCUAGUCAAGCAGCCCAAGGGCAAUCUGGUCUGGAUCUCCACCCAGGAAACGGCCACGGCGAACAAAAUGGCUCCGCCGCCCAGUGCCAGCGACAAGGAUAAGAAAUUCGAACCGAGGCUCAAAACAUGGAAUGACUGCGAUUACAUUCAGGAAAAUGUAAAGCCCAAAUGGAAAUCCACGGACUACGUGACCGUGUACGAUGGCUACACCACACGUGACCCCAUCAUAUUGAAGUUCUGCGGCGGCGGUCAGGCUGUGCCGGCGGCAGUUUCAAGUGGCCCGGAGCUUCUGGUCGAGUUCAGCACGUCUCCGUUUGGCACCUUCACCGGCACCUCCUCCCAGGUGCUGCCCCUCUACGGAUUCCAGCUGGAGGUGGAGGUUCAAUUCGUGGACAUCCAGAGUCCCACUUACUCAAAAAACAAGAAACCCUGCGAGUUCUGGAUUCGCGGAGCUGGACGUGGCAUCCUGGAGAAUCCCAAGCACUCGUUGGCUCCCAACUCCACCUGCCUGUACCAUCUGCAGGGCCUUGGGGUCUUCAAGACCUUCGACCACUUGAGUCUAUCCCGCCGGACGAGCAGCCAGUCGGGAAUGCAUCAACCCCUGUCCCGGUUCAAGGUCUGGAUAUCAGUUUUGAAGUUCAACCUGGAUCCGGAGUUCGGGCAGAUCGAUGAGACGUCGGUGGGGGCUAUUGGAGUGCUGCAGACCCAGGAGGAUUGCAGUGGCAUGCUACGCAUUUGGGAUGGAACACUCAGGGAUGCUCCUGUUUGCAAGGAUUUAAACUGUGCCAGUGAAACGACCAGCUACAGCAGCUUAGGACACUAUGCCACCCAAAAUACCACCAAUGUCAUUGCCCGCUUCUGCCGGGGCACCAUUCCCAGGACCUGUGAUCGCUCCAACAUCAAUGAGACCUACGCCCGACCCUGCUCCAUUUCCGAGAGCUAUGUCUCCAGUAGCGACGCCAUCACCUUGGAGCUGCGAAACACCGAAUCCACAGCACUUAGACCCCUGGAUUUCAAGCUGAAGUACGAGUUCAUCGACCUCCAUCAGGAUGGUCUGCCCUGGGGUGGCGGCGAACACGAUUGCAAUCGAAAGUUUCUCAGCAACAUGAUGGAUCGCAAGGAUCCUGCCAUUUUCCGGAGUGUUCGGAACAUAUUUUUAUUCGGAAGAGGCGGCACCCGGAACCUGAAAUGCAUCUACAAGUUCGAAGCACAGAGAGGCGAAAGGGUCAGGAUCAAGUUACGGAAAGUAACAACCACCAAUAGACCUUGUUACUCCAAAGUAGAUGAGGACAUCAACAGAUCCUUCUGCUAUGGAGACACUAAUGUUAGAAUAGAGAUCUUCGAGAGACCCUAUCAUGACUCCAUACUCUUGCAUCGUGGUUGCAUGUGCAACUCCUCCAACGAAUCCCACCUGCCCGUGGAGUAUACCUCCACAAGUCGCGACGUGGAGGUCCACUUCAUAGCCCAAAACAUGACCACCUUGGACGACCCGGACACGGUUAACUUUGAGGGGAUGUUUGAGUUUGUGAAGGCUCCCACCAGCUGCAAAGAUGGACGCCGGAAAUUUGGACCCAGCGGCACCAUAGACAUGACCUUUGGAGACAUUGAAUGCCGAUCAAGACCCUGGCUAAUUGAACCUUCCAACGGGAAUAAGUUCUUGUAUGUGCGUCUCAAGGCCAUUUUCCUGAGCAAACACAAUCCCCUGAAGACCCUGAAUACCACCUAUGUUCAUACCGAUACCUGGAGAUGUGAGACCAAGUCGAGGGCAGUGCUUACCACUUCGGAAGGUCUAACCAUUGUGGCCUGCCCUCUGAGUCCCGAUUCGAGUGCUUAUGAGUACGUGGAGAUCUUCAGCUCGGGUUGGAAUGAAAGACCCAACUUUGCGCUCAUCAACCGAUCUCGUGCCAUCAGCGUGGAGUUCCUGCGUCCCGGCAAUGGGGAGUACUCCUUCAACUGGAUGGAGCUAGUUCCCAGACCCACUCUCAGCAUGGCGGAGGACUGCCAGUUCAAGUGCGCCGAACUGGGCGCCUGUGUGAACGCCAGUGUCUGGUGCGAUGGCGUCGUCCACUGUCCGUCCGGCGAUGAUGAGGCCUUCCUCCAGUGCUCCGCCCUGAUGAAGCUACCAGCCGAAAUCCUGGCCACUCUUUGCCUAAUCUUUGUGCUCUCGUGUUGUGCAUUUGCUGCCUUUGCUUACAAAAAAAUCAAACGCAAGCUGCGCGGCUCCUCGGUGCUGCAGACGCGGCUGAAGUCGCUCAGCUCCAUGGACACGGCGGUGUUGGAUGAAAAGGAGAAAAAAGCCGUCGUUGAGACCAAGAUCUAAGGAUCGGGGAUCCAACCAAAAAAGCAAAGCAAAGCGGGAGCCCAACCGGGCGACCAAAUGGAGGGAGCAGGGAUCAGGGACUCCGAAAGACAACACAACACAGUGUGCAAGUGUGAAUCGGUUGAAAUGCAAUUUUUGUUGAUACUCUUCCUUCGUUUAAGAACUGUAAAUAAAAACAAAAUAGAAAACAAAUAGAAGCUGUAUGAUAUUAACAAUUUUA